This is a messenger RNA of Psilocybe cubensis, 2643 nucleotides long. RefSeq lists its product as uncharacterized. The transcript is spliced from 13 exons. Lineage: Eukaryota; Fungi; Basidiomycota; Agaricomycetes; Agaricales; Agrocybaceae. Bases 1 to 2643 code for a protein of 880 amino acids. Gene Ontology annotation, cellular component: nucleus. Gene Ontology annotation, biological process: DNA-templated transcription; regulation of DNA-templated transcription. The record is from RefSeq and is a predicted model, not a curated record. Gene Ontology annotation, molecular function: zinc ion binding; transcription cis-regulatory region binding; DNA-binding transcription factor activity, RNA polymerase II-specific.
AUGGAUCCACAAUUGGACGCCAUGAACGACCAAAAGCCAGUCACAAAGACACCUGUCGUCCGCGGCGCCCGGGCAUGCACAGUAUGUCGUACAGCAAAGAUGAAAUGCGUCGGCGCAGAGGACGGCCAGAAGCAGUGUCAGCGUUGCAAGCGGGCUAACGUCGAAUGUGUCUUUGAAAAGCACAGGCGCGGAAGGAAACCGGGCUCAAAACUUUCCGAGGCGUCCAAGAUGCUCAGGCGUCUCGAGAAGGGCCUCAACUCAGCCAAGAUGAAGUCGCAGUCGUCUGAUUCAACAUCUCCUUAUCACACUGACGAUCUGCAUCCCCCGCCGAAUCAGGACACCGCUUAUUCGCCCAUUCGCCCAUCCGAUCCUCCGUACAGCUCCACGAGUACCCACUUCCCCAAAAACGAGCUGUCCACUCCUAGUAUACCCCCGUACCAACCCUUGGACGCGUAUCCCCCUCCGAAUAACGGCUCUAGGCCUAUGGACAUAGACGAUGAGGACGAAGACCCGGACAGGGCCGAAGAGGCUUUCUUUCCAGCCAAACUCAUACGACAAGAGAACCGCAAUUCAUUCUUUGGGAUAAUCCUCAAUCCCAAACCCGAAGAGGCCCCCGCCGCCGCGCCCCAGCGCAGUAACUCCUUCACUCCGCCUCAGAACACCACACCUUCCCCUUCAGGCCUCAGUGAUCCGAUCACAGCUGGCAUCAUCACUGACAUUGAGGCAAAAACUCUUUUCGACGCCAUUUUCCUGCGUUUGAACCCAUUUAUCAAUCUCUUUGAUCCUAUUCUUCACACUGUUGAAUAUGUACGGUCAAAAUGCCCCUUCUUAUUCACCACCCUCAUCAUGGCGGGCUGUAAAUUUUUCAAAGCCGAAAAAUUCAAAGAGUGUCAAAAGCUCGCAAAUGAAUACACAAUUCGCGCCUUUGCAGAGUCUUGGAAACGUGUCGAGGUUGUACAGGCGUUUGCAUGCCUCACUUACUGGAAAGACCCCGAUGACAGCAGAACAUGGACGUACAUUGGUUAUGCUUGCCGCAUGGCUGUCGAGUUGGGCCUCAAUCGUUAUACACCCAAUCCUCCCCCAGGCGAAACAGAGUUUCAGAAGCUUGAAAGGCGUAACCGUCAACGCACCUAUCUCGUUCUUUUCGUUCACGAUCGCAGUCUAAGCAUGCAAACUGGCCGAAUUUGGAUGCUUCCAGAAGACGACCUAAUCAGAAAUUGCCAGAACUGGCACUCUGAAGCCGGCCCUUCAAUACGUCCUGAGGAUGCCGUCAUCACUGCUUUCGUUUCCUUGCGUCGAAUCGCUGCCGAAACCACGGAUAUUUUCAAUUCGUCCAAAAGUUCGCAUUCAGAUAUUAAUCACGACAUGGUCUUAAAAACUUGCAACGCUCGGCUUAACCAGUGGGAUGAACAUUGGCGAUCGGAAAUGCAAAAAGUGGGCGGUGAAAAGUUCCACCACUCCUUCCUUAGUUUCUUCCGGCUUCAUGUUAGACUUUUUCUGAACAGUUUCGGGUUACAGCCUUCUAUGGUCCAUGGAAGCAAUGUCACUCCGAACGUACAGGCUCUCAAUGCCUGUUUGACCAGUGCCAAACAAUCUUUGGAGAUUGCAUCACAAGACUUCCACAGCAUUCAUGUAUUGAGAUACGGCCAAGACUCUAUCACCGUUAUGACAGCAUAUUCGGCCGUCUUCCUUCUCAAGCUUUUACGCACUAAUUUGAUCAACAUCGACUCAGACAAUCUCAACGUGGCUGAGAUCCACAAACUGAUUUCUCAGACGGCCGACUCAUAUCAGGAUGCAUCGUUGUCGUCGCCGGUGUCUAUUUCCGCAUCGUACCAUGCCCGAUUCCUACGCAGCUUAGUCGCCAAUGAUAUUUUUAAAACCCGGCACGUACAACCUUCGCAUAGUAUGCCGAUUGAUCCCCGGCUUCAAAGUUCUAUGUCGAUGCAGACCUCCCCUGCCAAAAUGUAUUCUCCUCAGAGUGGGCGGGUGCAAGAUCAGCCCGCAGUCACUCAUGUGGUACAUACACACCCCAACUUUCAUUUUCCAGCGUCCCCUCAUCUUCCCGCACAUCCUACUCCUACCGUCGUGCAGCAGGAGCACAAUGACUAUGCACAACACCCACAGGCACAAGUUCCAGGGCGCAGCCCAAUGACGCAGAGCCCUCCCGGGGGUGUCGUGAACCCGAUCCACUACCCUAAUUCCGGUCCCGUAUCGAAUGGCGGAAACGUGGGCGGCAACGGCAACUUGAGCGGUGGUAAUCAUAAUCUGAACGGUAACGGCAAUGGGAUCGGGAAUGGGAUGAGUGGCAUGAAUAACGGAUACGCGCCGGCCGUACCUCCCCAUUCUUCCGACCUUGACGCGCAUUACUGGAAGAAUAUGUUUAUAGAGCUAGGAUUUGGGGAUACUGUUGACCCAAAUAGUAUGCCUGUGGGUGUCACGAUGGUAAGAGGGGUGCCUCAGUACAUGGACCAGCAGCAACAGCAACAGCAGCAACAUCAUCAUCAUGCCCAGCAGCAGCAUCAACAUCACCAACAAGAACAUGAGCAGCAGCAUCACCAACAAAACCUGAUGCCACACCAACAAUCCCAUCAUAUGCAGGCACAAAUGCAAUAUCACAUUCACCAGCCACAGUACGGACAUUAA